GGCUCCCAGCGUGACCCGGGAGCGGUCAUCAGCAGUCCCUGCGGAGGCGCGGCCAGCCUCCUCGUCAGCGCAGGCGCUUCUCGUCGGUGCGACGCGCCAUGGCGAACGCCAACGGCAGCAGCGAGCUAGUGGGGCUGCACAACGUAUCGGCCGACUUGCUGCAGAAGAAGUGUCCCAUGAUGUGGGACUUGGCCCAACCGUGCGACCUGUCAUUCAUGGCCGACCUGAUCUCCGGAGGCGACGCGGCCAUCCUGGCCCAGGUGCGUCGCAUCCACAACAGCAUGGCAGGGGUGGACGACGACUUCCUGGAUCGGCUCAGCAUGAACCGCAGCGUCGGCGACGGAGCCUUCUACACUAUCAUCAUCCUGUACGCGCACCUCAUUUGCUUCGGCGCGAUCGGCAACGGGCUGGUGGUGCUGGCCGUGCUGCGGAAGGCGACGAUGAAGACGGCGCGCAACAUGUUCAUCCUAAACCUGGCUGUAUCGGACCUGCUCCUCUGCCUGGUGACCUCGCCGUUGACGCUGGUUGAGAUCCUGUCGCGGUACUGGCCGCUUGGUGCUGGCACCGACUUCCUCUGCAAGCUGUUCGGCGGGCUGGAGGCGGUCUCCGUGUUCGUCUCCUCUAUGUCCAUCACGGCCAUCGCGCUCGACCGCUACCAGGUGAUCGUAUACCCGACGCGCCAGAGUCUGCAGCUGGCCGAGGUGUGCAUCAUCCUGGGCUGCGUGUGGUCGCUGGCCACGCUGCUGGCGUCUCCCAUGUUCGUGGUUCGCGAGCUGGAGCACCACGCCAUCAACGAGACGGUGGUCGGACUGCCCGACACGUUCGACUACUGCGUCGAGAGCUGGGGCGUGGAGCGCGGCCGGGCCUACUACUCGGUCUUCAGCAUGAUCUGCCAAUACGUGCUGCCUAUCGUCACCGUCAGCGUCGCGUACGCGGGCAUCACGCGUAAGCUACGCUUCCGCAUGUCAUCGCUGGCCAACCGGACGUCCAGCUUGCGCGAGAGCCGCGAGCAGCGCGCGCGGCGGACGCACACGCUGCUGGUGGCCAUCGCGCUCAUCUACGCCAUCUCCUGGAUCCCGCUGAACAUCUGCAACCUGGUGUCCGACUUUGUCUCGUUCCGCGACAUGGAGCAGAUGCGCGUGGUGUACGCCGUCUGCCACAUGAUCGGCAUGUCGUCCGCCUGCUCCAACCCCAUACUCUACGGCUGGCUCAACGACAACUUCCGCAAAGAGUUCGUGGACAUCCUUCAGCGGGCGACGCCGUGCUUGCCGCCCUGCUGA
Messenger RNA from Pollicipes pollicipes, 1280 nucleotides. Its product is annotated as neuropeptide F receptor. Gene Ontology annotation, molecular function: neuropeptide Y receptor activity. Lineage: Eukaryota; Metazoa; Arthropoda; Thecostraca; Pollicipedomorpha; Pollicipedidae. Gene Ontology annotation, cellular component: membrane. The record is from RefSeq and is a predicted model, not a curated record. The coding region runs from base 99 to 1280 and encodes 393 amino acids. Gene Ontology annotation, biological process: G protein-coupled receptor signaling pathway. The transcript is spliced from 2 exons.